CCUCCUGACAAUCAGGCCCAGAAGAAGAAUGGCCAGUAACCGGAGCAGAUCACCCAGAGGGUGGGGUAAUCCAGCCCACGUCAGAGAACCUUUCCUGAAGAUGGUCCACGCCCGUGAGAACCCCCUGACCUACCAAACGUGGGCUCAACGUGAGUUUCUUCUCCCCAGUGAGUCCUGGGAAUUGCCUGGCUUCACCAGGCAAGCCUACCACCAGCUGGCCCUGAAGCUGCCACCCUGCACAGAAAUUAAGUCCAAGGUGCGUCACCGACUCAUCUACCCUUGGAAGGAUGCUACCCAACACACCUGGGGCUUCCACACAUGGCUUGAUGUGGGGCGUUUGCCAGCCACCUUUCCCAUCAGGCCCGACAGGCCCUACGAUAGCAAUGUCUGGCGCUGGCUGACGGACUCCAGGGCCCACUGCCGCCCCCCAGCAGAGCCUCCCAUCCCGCCUCCCUCCUGGCUGGGUCAAAACAGCUUUCUGACCUUCAUCUGCUGUACUCCUAUCUUCUUGGACACGAAUAGGAAGAACCAAGUGAUUUUCAGGACGGUGAAUGAACUAAGAGAGGUGGAGAAACUCAGGCUGAGGAGUGAAGCAAGGGCACCUCUACUUGAUGCCAAUGGCGACGCCCUGCCCACAAAGAACUUCAAGAAGUACCCACACAUCUCAGCUGGUGCAAGGUUUGAACCCUGCGGCCUCCAGCUCAUGCCCAACCCACUUCCCAAUGACUUAGCCAGGAGCUGGCCCUGCCCAAACCCUCAGCCUCAUUACCAGGAGAAGGUGCUGAAGCUAGCCUUGCUGCCAGGUGUGCCCCUGAGCCAGGACCUUGUGAGAAAGUACCAAACCCUGAUAGAAGACCGGGUUGCCUUGCCCCUCCACCAUCUCUCCAAGGCACAACAUGACAAAGCCUCAGCAAGAAAGAGAACGAGAAGACCUGGACACAUCUAGAAGAGCCUCCAGAUGCAUGGGGACCACGGCGGGCACACAGACCCCCAGGCUUGUGUUGUCAACCAAUGCACCUUCAGCAAGAAGCCUUUGGGGUAGCUGAAGGACUCUGGCUUCUCUAGAACAGAGCCUCUCCACCAUCCCCCCAACCUCAAGCCACCUCUGUACCUCAGGCUCCUGGAGACUCUACUGAAACUCUAAACUGUUAUCUGUCUUCCUUGGAGGACUCUCUCAUAGCAGGUCGGAGGAUUGGUGGGGGGAUAGAGCAGGGAAAGCAGAAGGGGAUCCAGUUCCUAGUGAC
Molecule: messenger RNA, 1244 nt
Organism: Ceratotherium simum simum (southern white rhinoceros)
Lineage: Eukaryota; Metazoa; Chordata; Mammalia; Perissodactyla; Rhinocerotidae
Gene: TEX52
Product: testis expressed 52
Source: RefSeq, a predicted model, not a curated record